Messenger RNA from Lasiodiplodia theobromae, 1098 nucleotides. Its product is annotated as putative cobyrinic acid-diamide synthase. Lineage: Eukaryota; Fungi; Ascomycota; Dothideomycetes; Botryosphaeriales; Botryosphaeriaceae. The transcript is spliced from 5 exons. Bases 1 to 1098 code for a protein of 365 amino acids. The record is from RefSeq and is a predicted model, not a curated record.
AUGUCCGACGACGAGGCCGAUCCCGAGCUCGUCGCCCUCUUGCGCGCCCAUCUCGGACUCGGCCCCGCCGACCCCAAUGCGCCCGCCGAGACAAAGGUCUUGGACAAUGCCUCUUUUAUCUACAACAACAGCAUUGAUGUCGCCCUCGACAUGAAGGGCUGCCAGGCAGCGGCCGAGUCCAUUUGGAAGCAGAUGCAGGAGCGCGAGUAUAGCACCAGCACCUGGUCCGAGCACGAGCUGCACCCUAAAGCCAAGGAUGAAGCCACCGUGAAUUUCAUCUUCACAAUGGAUCUUCUCAAUUUUUCUUUCUGGUCCGAGAAGGGUCCCGACGACCGCUUCUCCAUUGUCUACAAGGGAAGGAAGUGGACCGGCUACUGGAGUCUAGUUGCAGCCCUGCAGAGGGCGCUCGAUGGUGACAUCCCCAUCACCGACCCGGCAUUCUGGGCCGAUGAAGAGGCCUGCACCGAAGACGUGCUUCGUACUGUCUUUAGCUCUGCGACCGACGAAGAAAUCCCCCUUUUCAACGAACGGUUGGAGUGCUUGCGGGAAGCAGGUAAGGUCCUCGAAGAGCACUUUGACGGAAGCGUCGCCACUUUGGUAUCCGAUGCCCGGAACUCGGCGGCCAAGCUUGUCAACUUGCUGGCCGAUCAUUUUGCUUGUUUCCGAGACGAGGCAAAGUUUGAGGGCAAGACGGUUCGUCUCCUGAAGCGCGCCCAAAUUUUCGUGGCCGACUUAUGGGCUGCCUUUGGCGGCGAGAGCUACGGCGAAUUCCAUGACAUCGACAAGAUCACCAUGUUCGCGGACUACCGCGUUCCGCAGAUGUUGCAUACCCUCGGGUGCAUCUCAUAUAGCCCACCGCUUGAAGUCCGGAUCCGCCACCACGAGGAAAUUGAGCCAGGUCAUAGCUGGGAGAUUCAGCUAAGAGGUUGCAGCAUCUGGUGCGUGGAGCAGAUUCGACAAGAGAUGAUGCGACGGCACCCGGAAGCCAAGGUCAAUGCCAUUUUGAUCGAUUUCUUCCUUUACGACAAGAUGAAAGAGCUGGAGAAAGCCGGGCAGGAACAGAUCCCCCACCACCGCACGAGAAGCAUUUGGUACUAG